GGGCCGGGGAGAGGCGGAGAGGGACCGGGGAGAGGCGGACAGGGGCCGGGGAGAGGCUCUGCGGGCCGGAGCACCGACAAAAACACACCCAACCGCUCGGAGAGCCUCACCGGAGAGCUGCAGGAGAGACGCUGCCGCCGCCGCCGAGCUGUGUUUACAUCCGGUCUCACUUCCGGGUGGUGACGUCACACAACCGCGCUGUCGUCUUCUUCUUCUUCUUCUUCUUCUUCUUCUUCUUCUUCUUCUUCUUCUUCUUCUUCUUCUUCUUCUUCUUCGCGUCGUGUCUGGCGGGUGGCACUCAGCUCAGGGGUGCAUUUCCGCCACCUGCUGUGUCGGAGUGUGAACCAGAGUAUCUACCGUUUCUACUCUCCCGCCUUUCCACUAAUAAUGAUCCUACAAAAUAAUGAUCAAAGACGAGGGAGAGAGAAAAACAAACCCUACUAUAUUCUGAACAUUAUUCCAGCGUCAUGCACUCAACAACCCGCGCUGCCUGCUGGGAGUUGUUUUUUAAUUACAGAAAGUUGUAGGUUUUCAUGCUUUCCUACAAAACUCAGUGUUUUUUUUCAUUUUGAUGAAUGAAACGACUCAUCUGUUUUGGGGGAUUUUAGCGUUAGCGUCAGAUAAUCUGAAUCCAAACCGGAACCGGAACCAGCUCGGUCUCAAUUCUGAAAACUGAUAAACAAAAAUGUUUUUAUUUUUUUUAAAGGUUAAAUUAUGGAAAUCUCGAGCUGCUAAACUGUUUAAAAAGAAAGACAGGACGUCACUUCAGCUCCAGCAGUGUUUUCUGCAUGUUUACGACCACUUGAUGAUAUAAAUAUAUAUAUUUACUGGUUUGAGAUAAAACAGGUUUAUGGCAUUUUAAAAAUGAUUGUUCACAUGCAGCUCUAAAUCAUCAGCAAAUUCAACGAACGACAGUAAUAAAUUAUGACAGAAUGAUCUUUCAUUGAGCCAACAAAACCCAGUUAUUUUUGUAUCAACAUUUUAUAUUAAAUAAUGGAUCAGUGCAGGUUUUUAAAAAUGGAUUUAUUCUUAUGCUAAGAGAGAAAGAAUUACUCCUGGAGAGAAAUGUGCACAGAAAGAAAAAUUAACAAAAGAAAGAAACAGAAAGAAGAGAGAAAGAAACUGCUGCAAAGACACAAAGAAGAGAGAAAUUUAAGACCUAAAAUAUCAGACCCGGCGGUGAAAUGCAGCCGUCCGCUGGAGGACCAGGAGGUCAGAGGUCACCAGCAGCGCAGUACGGCGCCCCCCAGAGGCCUGGUGCAGACCGACAGUCCAAACUUCCUGUGCAGCAGCCUGCCUCAGCACUGGAGGUGCAACAAGACGCUGCCCCGGGCCUUCAGCGUGGUCGCCCUGGGCAACGACGUGCCGGACGGUGUGGCGGUGACGGUGAUGGCCGGCAACGAGGACAACAGCAGCGCCGAGCUACGCAACGCCACGGCCACCAUGAAGCAGGGCCACGCCCACUUCAACGACCUGCGCUUCAUCGGCCGCAGCGGCCGAGGCAAAAGCUUCACCGUGACCAUAAACGUGCUCAGCUCGCCGCCUCAGGUCGCCACGCUGCACCGAGCCAUCAAGAUCACUGUGGACGGGCCGCGGCUGCCCAGACGCCAGAGGCAGAAAGAGGGGAAGGCUGGAACCUUCAGGACCUCCAGCAGCAUCAGCACCACCCUACCAGGUGGGACAGCCAGGAGUACUGCUGACUGCAGAUCCUUCUCCUCCUCUCUGUGGACCGGUGACUCCUUCCUGGGUCAGGUCACGCCCAGGAUGCACCACCACCACCACCACCACCACCUCCCGGGCCUGCCGUACUCCGCCCAGCCCCCGCCCUACAGCUCCUACCUGCCCCCCCACCUCCCCGGCCCCGCCCCUACCGCCCCCCCUCCGCUCAGCCACAGUGGUCCCUUCCAGCCCGGAAGCUUCUACUACGGACCGAACCAAACGGCGGGGGAGGACCGCAACGUCAUCACGGCGCUCAGCAACUACAUCGAGGGGGCGUGUCUUUCCAUGAGGGGGGAGGAGCCUGUUUGGAGACCCUAUUAAUCAAUUACUGCUUAAUUAAUACAGAAGCAAGAAAUGAGUGAUUGUAUUUAUUCUUUUUAAAGUUGUGUUUAUUAAUGUAACAGAACGGAAAGAAAAAACAUGAAAAAGUUUCUUUUAAAAUUCCUCCUUUUGAGUUUCUUCCAUCAGGUCAAUUUCUGCAAUCAAUAAAUGAAAUAAAUGAUCAUAUUGCUAAAACCAUUAACUAUGAAUUUCA
Molecule: messenger RNA, 2254 nt
Organism: Salarias fasciatus (jewelled blenny)
Lineage: Eukaryota; Metazoa; Chordata; Actinopteri; Blenniiformes; Blenniidae
Product: runt-related transcription factor 3-like
Exons: 6
Coding region: 1066-2040 (324 amino acids)
Biological process (GO): regulation of cell differentiation; hemopoiesis; chondrocyte differentiation
Cellular component (GO): nucleus
Molecular function (GO): ATP binding; DNA-binding transcription factor activity, RNA polymerase II-specific; RNA polymerase II cis-regulatory region sequence-specific DNA binding
Source: RefSeq, a predicted model, not a curated record